This is a messenger RNA of Lottia gigantea (owl limpet), 1383 nucleotides long. RefSeq lists its product as hypothetical. Gene Ontology annotation, molecular function: inositol-1,4-bisphosphate 1-phosphatase activity. The transcript has 7 exons. The coding region runs from base 292 to 1383 and encodes 363 amino acids. The record is from RefSeq and is a predicted model, not a curated record. NCBI's taxonomy places the organism in Eukaryota, Metazoa, Mollusca, Gastropoda, Lottiidae.
UGAAAAUAUACAAUAAAUUAUUCUUUUCAUUAUUUUCAAGUGAUUUCUUCUUUACAAACAGUUUUCACGGUUUUGACUUUAGAAGUAGCCUACUGGGCCUACAGGUAGUUCAAAAGAGAAUAUCUUAUAGGCUUGUCAACCCCAUCAACAAUAUUGACUGUUGUAUCAUAUUCACAUAAGUAUAUGAUAUGUAGCCUAUACAAAAGGGCUGUGAGGCGUGUCGUACAUUUUGCGUCAUACAGGUACAUCAUAAUACUUGGAGUUCAGGGUGAUCAAUAGUUAAUUUUUGAGAUGUUACUAUCACAGUUAAUGUAUUCUGUGAUUUGUGAAGCUAGAAAAGGUUCCAAUAUUGCUUCUAUCAUAAGAUCAAACGAUACCUUGUUAAAAUUACUCAUUGAGGAGAAGAAAGGUAAAGAAGUAAAUGAAAGAUUUGUGGCUGAUUUUAAGACAUUAGCUGAUGUUUUAAUUCAAGAAAUGGUCCGACAUGAUUUAAGUUUGAAGUAUCCUGGUAUUGAAGAUGAUAUUCAUGGUGAAGAAACCAAUAAAUUUACUAAUGUUAAUGGUGAGACUGUGGUGAUUAAAUUGGGUGAUCAGCCUGAAGAUACAAAACAGUUACUAUUAAAGGUUUUAGAAGGAGAUGAUGAAGUAGCUGGAUUAUUAAGUCACUGUUUACAUACAGAUACUGAACCUGUUACAGAUAGUAAAAUAGACUCUAUACAGUGUUCGUUAGAUAUAGGUGAUAUUGGUAUCUGGAUUGAUCCAAUAGAUUCCACAGCUCAGUUUAUAAAUGGUGAAACAGCGGAAUAUAACUCUCAUGGCUUUGUUGAUGAAGGUUUACAAUGUGUGACAGUUUUGAUUGGUGUGUUCCUCAAAUCAACUGGACUACCCAUAUUUGGUGUUGCAAUACAACCAUUUAGUAACUACACCAAUCAAAGUUGGAAUGAGAAGAUAUUGUGGGGUUUAAGUUAUUGUGAUAUUAAUUUAUCAUCAUUAUCGAAACCAAUAGAACUUGAACAGAAACUGAUUGUAUUGAGCUCCAGUGAAAGUGACAGUGUUAGACAGAAAUUGGCUGAAAAAUAUCAGACCCAAUAUGUAUCUGGAGCUGGGCAUAAACUAAUAUGUACAGCACAAGGCUUGGCCAGUGCUUAUCUGUUAAGCAAGAAGACAAUGUAUAAAUGGGAUUGUUGUGGACCACAUGCCAUCUUACUGUCUCUUGGUGGUGGUGUGGUUAGUUACUCAGACUUGGAAAAAAUAGCCAAAGGUGAUUCGACCGAAAUUCAACAAGUAACAUACAACCAGUCAGAAUCAAAUCAUUUUAAUGGUGUUAUAGCUUAUCAUAAUUUAUACACUUUACUUGAAAUAGUUCAACAUUUACAGUCAUAG